CUAACGAACCCUACGCCUGUGAAAAAGCAACAAACCAAAUCCCAUUACACCAAACCCCCCCAUGAUUUCUGAAUCAAAACCAGAAAUCAAAAAAACAUCAACAUAAAUGGAGAUGGACUCUGAUGAGUCUCACCCUCUUCCCCAUCAGAUCAUCCUUAACAUCUUCUCAAGAUUACCCGUCAAAUCUCUCUUGCGUUCCAAGCUCGUCUGCAAAGAAUGGCGCCACUCAAUCUCCACUCCCCAAUUCACCAAACUUCGCCUCUCUCAAUCCCAACUCACAACAACCCACCACGUCGCACUUCUUGAGUCUCGCAAUCCUCCUUCCUCCAUUGCUCUUCGCUCUAUCGAAUCUCAUUCCGAUGAAUCAGUGAUUGAGAUUCAUAACUCUUUCAAGUAUUCUUAUCCCUAUUCCAAGAUUAUCAGUUCUUGUAAUGGGUUGUUGCUAAUUGCUCUAUCCCAGAAGACUUUCAUUGUUUGGAACCCAUCUACUAGAGAAUACGAGCAUUUGGGUUGUCUUCCUCAUUUUCUCAGUUUCGUUUUCAUUCUCUCUGGACUUGGGUAUGACAAGCUUGUUGAUGAGUACAAAGUUGUUAUGGCGAUUCGGGUUAUCGAAAAUAAUGAAAGUGAUUGUGAAAAAAACAUUUAUUUUUAUUGCUAUUCUUCGAAAUGUGAGGGUGAGCUGAGAAGCAUAAAGAUGGAUUUCCCGUAUAUGAUUUUGAAAGGCACAUCCGCCACAGUGGUAAAUGGAGUUCCGCAUUGGUUGGUGAAUCAUGAUUGAGGUGAGAAAUCGCCGGUGAUUAUUUACUUUGAGUUUGUAGCUGAGGUGUUUGUUGAAUUGACUCAACCAAGUUAUGGGCACGAAUCGUUAGAUAUUUCAAAGUUUGAUUUGGGGGUUUUGGGUGGUUGUCUUUCUAUUGUUUGUCAUAGGGAACACUAUGUUGAGGUGUUGGUAUUGAAACGGUACCAUGCGAUUGAGUCGUGGACUAAACUGUUCGUCAUUCGUUAUGAUAACUUUGGAAAUCUAAGUUUUAAGACCUUGAAACCGCUGUGUUUUACGAAGAAUGGCGAAGUGUUGAUGGAGAUUGAUCGAAAGAGGUUGGUGGUGUAUAAUCUUGAAGAAAGUUCAUAUAGAUUUGUUGAGUUCUCUCACAAUGGCAAUGGGUUCAAAGUCGUGAUGUAUGUUGAGAGCCUAGUCUCCCCCCAUGGUGCCUCCAAGUCCAAGCAAAGACCGUGCUGGAAUAUGGCAACCAUGAGUAGAUCCUCAACAUCUAAGCUAAGCACGAAUAGAUCCUCGACAUCUAAGGCAAGCAUGAGUAGAUCCUCAACAUCUAAAUCGAAAGCAACUUAAGUUCGAGUGAAUCAACAGCGCGAAGGAAUUCCGGAUCAAAUUGGAUGAUAGGGAAAUGUUUUCCUUGCAUCAAAAGACUUCCAGCAGUUUUGAGAGGAACAUAAUGCAGUUUGAGGAGAAUCUGGCUAGAACUAUAGAAGACGCAAACUUGGAACAUGUGAUUAAUCUGUUUUUAACUUAUUGGUCUCUUUGAAUUAAUCUUAAAU
Camellia sinensis is the source of this 1554-nucleotide messenger RNA. RefSeq names its product F-box protein At5g49610. The record is from RefSeq and is a predicted model, not a curated record. Gene Ontology annotation, molecular function: protein binding. NCBI's taxonomy places the organism in Eukaryota, Viridiplantae, Streptophyta, Magnoliopsida, Ericales, Theaceae.